GUUGCAGGUCUUAGUCAGGGUACAAAGGGUUCCUGCUUGGUGGUUUUGCCGCAGCUUCAGAGUGUAGCCUGAACUGUGGCAGGAUUUUGUAACUUGCACGUUUUCUGAGAAGUCUGACGGAGGUAUUAUGUCCAAGGACAAUUCUUUGAACAGUGUUUCCGGAGAACAUGGGGAGUCGGCCAGUCUUGGUACCUUCAACCCUGCCUAUAGUAAUCCCUCUCUUCCACAGCCCUCUGGGAACUCAGAGGAUGAGUUCACCACUUACUUUAAUGAGAAGAUCUCCAUUCCUGAGGUGGAGUACUCUUGUUUUAGCUUUCGGAAACUCUGGGCUUUCACUGGACCGGGCUUUCUUAUGAGCAUUGCCUACCUGGAUCCAGGAAAUAUCGAAUCUGAUUUGCAGUCUGGAGCAGUGGCUGGAUUUAAGUUGCUCUGGAUCCUUCUGUUGGCCACCCUUGUGGGGCUGUUGCUUCAGCGGCUUGCAGCUAGACUGGGAGUGGUCACUGGGCUGCAUCUUGCUGAAGUAUGUCACCGUCAGUAUCCCAAGGUCCCACGAAUCAUCCUGUGGCUGAUGGUGGAGCUGGCUAUCAUUGGCUCAGAUAUGCAAGAAGUCAUUGGCUCAGCCAUUGCCAUCAAUCUUCUGUCUGUAGGAAGGAUUCCUCUGUGGGGUGGCGUCCUCAUCACUAUUGCAGAUACUUUUGUAUUUCUCUUCUUGGACAAAUACGGCUUGCGGAAGCUAGAAGCAUUUUUUGGCUUUCUCAUCACUAUUAUGGCACUCACAUUUGGAUAUGAGUAUGUUACAGUGAAACCCAGCCAGAGCCAGGUACUCAAGGGCAUGUUCGUACCAUCCUGUUCAGGCUGUCGCACUCCACAGAUUGAACAGGCUGUGGGCAUCGUGGGAGCUGUCAUCAUGCCACACAACAUGUACCUGCAUUCUGCCUUAGUCAAGUCUAGACAGAUAAACCGGAGCAAUAAGCAGGAAAUCCAAGAAGCCAAUAAGUACUUUUUCAUUGAAUCCUGCAUUGCUCUCUUUGUUUCCUUCAUCAUCAACGUCUUUGUUGUCUCAGUCUUUGCUGAAGCAUUUUUUGGGAAAACCAACGAGCAGGUGGUGAGUAAGCCAGGGUUAUGGGUGGUAGUGAAUAUGAGGGUAAAUUGCCUCUCACAGGGUGUUGUGCUGGGAUGUUACUUUGGGCCUGCUGCACUCUACAUUUGGGCAGUGGGGAUCCUGGCUGCAGGACAGAGCUCCACCAUGACAGGAACCUAUUCUGGCCAGUUUGUCAUGGAGGGAUUUCUGAACCUAAAGUGGUCACGCUUUGCCCGAGUGGUUCUGACUCGCUCUAUUGCCAUUAUCCCCACUCUGCUUGUUUCUGUCUUCCAAGAUGUAGAGAGUCUAACAGGGAUGAAUGACUUCCUGAAUGUUCUACAGAGCUUACAGCUCCCCUUUGCUCUCAUACCCGUCCUCACAUUUACAAGCUUGCGGCCAGUAAUGAGUGACUUUGCCAAUGGACUAGGCUGGCGGAUUGCAGGAGGAAUCUUGGUCCUUAUCAUCUGUUCCAUCAAUAUGUACUUUGUAUUGGUUUAUGUUCAGGAACUAGGGCAUGUGGUGUUAUAUGUGGUGGCUGGUGUGGUCAGCAUGGCUUAUCUGGGCUUUGUGUUCUACUUGGGUUGGCAGUGUUUGAUUGCACUGGGCAUGUCCUUCCUGGACUGCGGGCAUACGUACCAUCUGGGAUUGACAGCUCAGCCUGAACUCUAUCUUCUGAACACCAUGGAUGCUGACUCACUUGUGCCUAGAUGACUGACAGCCUGAGAGACUAUAUGAGAACAAGUUUCUCUAAGCCCCUUUGUGCCAGGUGUCCUGUUAACAUCUCUGUUAGUUCAGAGGUGAGUUUUGUUCAGACGUUUUGAGCAAAAGGCCAAGAUUUCCUCAUGGGAAGGGUGUUCAAAACUGACAGCUAUAAAUGUAGGUCAGAGACCCACACACCUCACAACAGUCACACACUCCCAGAGUUAAAUGAUCGGCCUCUGGUGGCCACACACCGCUGUGGGCUUGUGUCUUGGACUCUGGGAUUUAAAAAAUAUAUAUGUAUAUAUAUUUAUGUAAACCUGAGCAUCUCAGUUUGAGUAGAGUUUUAAGGUUAUAUGAAACUGAUAGAGCUUUUGUAUUUUAAAAAAAAAAAAAACUUUGUUUAGAUAAAUCAGAUAUUUGUUUUGUCUGGAUCACAAGUGAGAAAGGAAAGAGAAUAAUGCUCUUUUUCACAAUGAACUGGUCAAAUUGACUUUCUUGUAAAGUGAUAUUUUACUAUGUAAGUUAAAUUUCACUUUGACCUUAAUGGACCAGAUUAUAUCCUUGGUAUCUAUUGAUAUUAACACAUCAUUUCUUAAAAACAAAUUUCUGUAUUUGGCAAUCAUAAUUAACCCAGGUUAUCAGCCCGUUUUGUAAUUAUUGUCUUUGUUGUCACUUUUCUUGAAUUGUUUUCUAGUCAUUAAACAAAUACAAAGGCA
Messenger RNA from Cebus imitator (Panamanian white-faced capuchin), 2499 nucleotides. It is a transcript of the gene SLC11A2, whose product is annotated as solute carrier family 11 member 2. Gene Ontology annotation, cellular component: plasma membrane. NCBI's taxonomy places the organism in Eukaryota, Metazoa, Chordata, Mammalia, Primates, Cebidae. Gene Ontology annotation, molecular function: manganese ion transmembrane transporter activity; cadmium ion transmembrane transporter activity; iron ion transmembrane transporter activity. The record is from RefSeq and is a predicted model, not a curated record. Bases 128 to 1792 code for a protein of 554 amino acids. The transcript has 15 exons. Gene Ontology annotation, biological process: metal ion transport.